Haliotis rubra (blacklip abalone) is the source of this 1063-nucleotide messenger RNA. RefSeq lists its product as uncharacterized. NCBI's taxonomy places the organism in Eukaryota, Metazoa, Mollusca, Gastropoda, Lepetellida, Haliotidae. Bases 20 to 784 code for a protein of 254 amino acids. The record is from RefSeq and is a predicted model, not a curated record. The transcript is spliced from 3 exons.
UUUACUUGAUUUGGAAGCCAUGGACAUGACAGGUUUGUGCAUCGCGCUGCUCUUCCUUGCUGUUAAGGGUGCAGUCACAUAUCCUACCCUUCACGUAGAUGGUGAAGCUCAUCUUGGACAACCAACAUCUUUACGCUGCACCUGUGACUGGCCAAUAACUUUGAGAGAUCCUGAAGGCACAGCCGUCCUGCAGUGUAUAUCGACAAGCAACUGCCUAAGUAAUAGGCCAGGGUAUAUAUCUUUGGAUAGAGAUAAAAGUGAGGGAGGGACGUAUGUAGCAGUCAUAAAUGAAACAAGGACAGGAGAUGAAGGAGAAUGGAGAUGUCAGUGUGGCAACCAAGAGGCAAAGGCCACGCUACGUAUACAGCGCACGACAUCCAUGGAUCUGACUACUCCAGAACCCAAAAGGGCACCUGCUUAUCCUACUCUAAAAGUUGAUGACAGUCCAAUCCUUGGACAACCAACAUCUUUACGCUGCACCUGUGACUGGCCAAUAACUUUGAGAGAUCCUGAAGGCACAGCCGUCCUGCAGUGUAUAUCGACAAGCAACUGCCUAAGUAAUAGGCCAGGGUAUAUAUCUUUGGAUAGAGAUAAAAGUGAGGGAGGGACGUAUGUAGCAGUCAUAAAUGAAACAAGGACAGGAGAUGAAGGAGAAUGGAGAUGUCAGUGUGGCAACCAAGAAGCAAAGGCCACGCUACAAAUUACUUAUUCCAAUUCUUGCUUUUGCUUUUACCCAAGUUUCCGAUUACUAAUAUUCGUACUUCUAUUAGUCUGUCUGACCUGAAUUCAACAAGACAGGAAAUAUGACAGGAUUACAUUGGACUGGACCAAAUCCAGAAUGUCUAAGUUUAUUACCGAACAUGUUCCAGUAACAUGCCUGAUAAAAGAAAAGAAUAAAGUAAGAUCUUUUGGCUACAGAACGUUUCUACUCACCAUACACCCUACAGCUAUCUAUGUCCUGCUUUUUCAUUUCUUAAAUUUAUCGAUUACGGCUCUAUCGUAUAUGGUGGGGCCUGUAAAAGCAACCUCAAACUACUUGAUUCUAUCCAUCACCAGGGUCUAA